Molecule: messenger RNA, 219 nt
Organism: Rhizopus microsporus ATCC 52813
Lineage: Eukaryota; Fungi; Mucoromycota; Mucoromycetes; Mucorales; Rhizopodaceae
Exons: 1
Molecular function (GO): mRNA binding; metal ion binding
Source: RefSeq, a predicted model, not a curated record
UACAAGACACGAUUAUGCGAACGAUACGAAACAGAAGGAAGUUGUCCUUAUGGCCCCAAAUGCCAUUUUGCUCAUGGUAUAGGCGAGUUGCGUGGUAAGCCAGAAGGUCAAGCUGCUAAAGAAGAAUCACCUGCUGAAAACAAUCAGCUAUUCAAGACCAAACUGUGCGAAAAGUUUAUGAGAGAAAGAUUUUGUCAGUACGGUCCCAAGUGUCAUUUU